Agrilus planipennis (emerald ash borer) is the source of this 2467-nucleotide messenger RNA. RefSeq names its product TOM1-like protein 2. Gene Ontology annotation, cellular component: endosome; membrane. Gene Ontology annotation, biological process: signal transduction. The record is from RefSeq and is a predicted model, not a curated record. The transcript has 9 exons. NCBI's taxonomy places the organism in Eukaryota, Metazoa, Arthropoda, Insecta, Coleoptera, Buprestidae. Gene Ontology annotation, molecular function: phosphatidylinositol binding; clathrin binding; ubiquitin binding. Bases 209 to 1666 code for a protein of 485 amino acids.
UAUUACCAGUUGAGAUAACACGCCUGAAUUAAUGAUUCAAAUGACGUAUGCAUAUUUUUGUGACCAACAAGCUGUUUCGCAAACGCAAACUAAUCGGAAUAUUUUAUUGCUAGUUGCCCAAAUGAAAGAAAGUGUUUGUUUGUCAUCAAAUAAAAUAAUAUCAAAAUAAAAGCACUCCAAACAUUAUCUACAUACAAUUUUAACAAAAAUGUCCUUUUUAAGUAAUGCCCUAGGUGGGAAUCCGUUUUCCAGUCCAGUGGGAAGCCGAAUUGAACAAGCCACAGAUAGUACCCUUGCCUCAGAAAAUUGGGCUUUGAAUAUGGAAAUUUGUGAUCUGGUAAACGAAACUGAGGAUGGUCCCAAAGAUGCAAUUAAAGCUAUAAGGAAACGUUUGCAACAGAAUGCUGGCAAAAAUUACAUAGUUGUCAUGUAUACUUUAACAGUACUGGAAACAUGUGUUAAAAAUUGUGGAAAAAGGUUUCACAUACUUGUUUGUAGCAAAGACUUUAUACAAGAAUUGGUAAAAUUGAUUGGACCAAAAAAUGAUCCACCGACAGCUGUACAAGAAAAAGUUUUAAGUCUGAUUCAGUCAUGGGCAGAUGUAUUCAAAAAUCAACCUGAACUGUCAGGGGUUGUGGCAGUAUAUCAAGACCUUAUCAAUAAAGGAAUUGAAUUUCCACCAGCAGAUUUAGAUGCCAUGGCACCGAUAUUGACACCUCAAAGGAGUGUUGAACCAGAAGUUCAGCCAGUUAGAGAAGUUGUCAGUGUACCUCAAGUAUCUCCACUACAUGCUCCUGUGCCCACCGGGGGGACUCUCACUCCUGAACAAAGAACAAAACUACAAUCUGAAUUGGACAUUGUGCAAACGAAUAUGGCAAUUCUUGGAGAAAUGUUGAGUGAAUUUCAACCAGGCAAAGAACACCCCGAAAGUGAACUUGAACUACUUCAAGAUUUGAAUGAAACAUGCCACAAAAUGCAAGAAAGGCUGGUCGAUCUUAUAAGCAAACUGUCAAAUGAUGAUCUAACAGCUGAGUUAUUAAGAAUUAAUGAUGAUAUGAACAACCUAUUUUUGAGAUACAGUCGGUGGGAGAAGAAUAGGGAAGCAGGGGGACAAGCAGCAGCUUCAGCCGUUCUUGCUAAAGCUAUGGGGCCCCCGCAAAACGCAGGCGUCACUGCUGCUACCCCACAGGAUGACAGUCUAAUAGAUUUUGAGUCUAAUACCCUUUCAGAUAGACUCAGUAAACUUGACAUGUCUAGUAAUAGUGCGUCAGCUCAACUGGCCAAAGUAGAAACUAUUUCCGCAAAAAGUGGCCCCAAAGGGGACGAUGAAUUUGACAUGUUUGCCCAGUCUCGAAAUGUCUCAUUUGAUAGAACAAAACCAGAUAGCAGUACCUAUAAAGAGAACAGGGAACCUGAUCAGAUAUCCGGAGGAUUAAGUUUGGCAGCACAAGCCCGAACGAGUCGAGACAGCGAUUUUGACGAGAUGGAGGCGUGGCUUGGACAGACGCCUGGUACCGAAGAAUCGAUGACUAGUAGUGAGUUCGAGAAAUUCCUAGCGGAAAGAGCCGCGGCCGCCGAAGCCUUACCGACAGUAACAAGCACUAAUACCACUAGUACCACUCAACAAGCACCCAAAGACAAGAAAGAGGGUCUGAUUUCCCUGUGAUUUUACAUUCCUAUGGCGUACGUUUAAAAAGAAACAUGCUACACAUAAGCACUAAAAAUAAUUAAUAAGUGUUUGUUACUUAUAUUUUUAAUUUACGAAGGUCAAAGGACGACAAGGCCUUAGACCUUUAAAUUUCAGUUUACUCACCUUAAAAUGUCUUUUUUUGUUAAAUUAUUUCCAUUGACACAAACAAUUCUUAUGUAAGCAGUAAAAGCUUGUUUUUAAUUUACGUUAAAAAUAUUACAUAAAAGUUUUUUCCUUCUUGUAGUGCAAUUAAUGGAAACAACAUAACGUAACAAACAUUUUGAGAUAUUAUGAUAAUACAUAUAAAUUAUGACUAAUCUACUUAUUGCUUGCUUUUUGUGUUUUUAACAACAGUAUUCGAUUCGAUUUAGUCACACCAUACUAUGUAGCUACACCUUCUCCUUAGUUAUUUUUUAGCUAUUUUAUUAGUGGUGAUAGGAUGGUGUUAUUUAAAAGUUUAAUUGAACACAACAGCAGUUCAUAGUAUAUAAUUUAAUUAAACAGAAGAAAUACAACUUCGACCGUGAAAGACACAAGAAAAUAUAUUUUCUUCAGUCAGUCAAUUUAUCUUAUUAAUAAUUGUUUUCAUACUUUUUUGGGCACGGUUUAAUAUAUCAGGCAAUUAUGCAAAUAUAUUGUGCUAUAAUUUUAAAGAAAAUAUGAUUUAUUCCUAGUAUUUAAACUGCAAUGUGUUUUGCUGUAUCAACUUCAGAAGGAAUAGAGAUAGAGGAAGUCUAUUUGUAAUCAAAUAAUAUUAAAUUUUCUAUUGUGAANGUC